Erinaceus europaeus (western European hedgehog) is the source of this 957-nucleotide messenger RNA. RefSeq names its product taste 2 receptor member 60 (gene TAS2R60). Gene Ontology annotation, molecular function: bitter taste receptor activity; G protein-coupled receptor activity. The transcript has a single exon. The coding region runs from base 1 to 957 and encodes 318 amino acids. Gene Ontology annotation, cellular component: membrane. Gene Ontology annotation, biological process: sensory perception of taste; detection of chemical stimulus involved in sensory perception of bitter taste; G protein-coupled receptor signaling pathway. The record is from RefSeq and is a predicted model, not a curated record. Lineage: Eukaryota; Metazoa; Chordata; Mammalia; Eulipotyphla; Erinaceidae.
AUGCAUGGAGACAGUUCUGACCCACGACCACUGGCAAUUGACAAGGGUACUAUCACCCUGACUGUCUUCUUACUUCUUUUGUGCCUGGUGGCGGUGGUGGGUAAUGGCCUCAUCAUCGCAGCCCUGAGCGUGCAGUGGUUGCUUCGGAGAAUGCUGUCACCUUGUGACAAGUUGCUGGUGAGCCUGGGAGUCUCUCGCUUCUGUCUGCAGUGGGUGGUGAUCACUAAGACCAUUUAUAUUUUCCUCCACCCCCAGGCCUUCCCAUAUAACCCUGUGUGGCAGUGUCUCUCCUUCCAGUGGGACUUCUUGAAUGCUGUCACCCUGUGGCUCUCGGCCUGGCUCAGCAUCUACUACUGUGUGAAAAUUGCCACCUUCACCCAGCCAGUCUUCCUCUGGCUGAAGCGUAAGGUGUCCGGGCUGGUUCUGUGGAUGCUUCUUAGCUCUGUGGGCUUCUCCAGCUUCAGCGCUGUGCUGUUUUUAAUUGGUAAUCAUCAGGUAUAUCAGAACUACUUAAAGAGAAAUCCUCAGAUUUGGAAUGUGACCGGAGAUGCUGUAAGAAGAUCCUACGAGAGAUUCUACUUCCUUCCCCUCAAACUUGUCACCUGGACGGUGCCAGUAAUGGUCUUCCUGGUGGGCAUGGGUUUGCUCCUUUCAUCUCUGGGAAGACACACUUGGAAGACCAUCCCGUUCAUCUUGGGUGGUGACAACCUCAGCACCCAGUCUCACGUCAAGGCCCUGCUGGCUCUGGGUUCCUUUGCUGUGCUCUUUGUUUCGUACUUCCUGUCACUGCUGCUCAGUGCUGCAGGGAUUUUUCCUUCUGAGGAGCUUAGAUACUGGGUGUGGCAAGCAGUGAUUUACCUGUGCGCAGCCAUCCAUCCCAUCGUCCUGCUCCUGAGCAGCCCCAGACUGAGAGCUGUGCUGAGGAAGGUCCACUUCUCCAGAAGGUGGCCAUCUUGA